Messenger RNA from Hibiscus syriacus, 690 nucleotides. Its product is annotated as pentatricopeptide repeat-containing protein At3g61520, mitochondrial-like. The transcript has 3 exons. The record is from RefSeq and is a predicted model, not a curated record. Gene Ontology annotation, molecular function: protein binding. The coding region runs from base 1 to 690 and encodes 229 amino acids. Lineage: Eukaryota; Viridiplantae; Streptophyta; Magnoliopsida; Malvales; Malvaceae.
AUGGAAACUGAACACGCCUGCAAGAAAAAUGAACACUACCUCCGCCGUCUCCUUAAACGCCAGCCGUCUUACUACCUCCUCCACUGUCGCCUCCGCAAGAGGAUAAAUUCAGCUCCUCCUCGAAACCCAACUCCAAGAAAUCGCUGGCCGCGACGGGUGAAAUUCAAUCAAGCUUGCAAUUUGUUGAAUGAACUGCUAAGACUGCAAGCGCCUCUGGAAACUCCUCCUUUCAAUGCACUUUUGACCGUUGGAGAUAUUGAGAGAGGAAAGGAACUGCUUGACAAGAUGAUUGAAGAAGGGUGUUCCCUUAUGUUGUAUCUCUUAAUCCAUUGGUGGAUGUUAUGUGCAUUGAGGAAUAGGAUCGAUACUGCAAUUGAGUUCUUCAAUGACAUGCAGGGGGAAGGACUAAAGGGCAAUGUGGUUACUUGUACUACUAUAAUUCCUGCUUUCUGUGAUGUUGGCAAUUUCAAUAAGCCGAUUGAUCUGUUUGAUCGAAGGUUGAGAAGCGAAUGCUCUGUUGAUGUUACCAUUUACCAUAAAUUGAUCUAUGGUCUUUGCAAAGCCGGGCGGAUGGAUGAUGCCCACAGUGUCUUGUUGAAAUUUAAACAAGGUGGCGUCUGCCCUGACAUUGUAUGCUACAAUGCUCUUAUUAAUGGAGAUUCUAACAGAAUGGCUUUCUGCGGUUGGUGA